Molecule: messenger RNA, 921 nt
Organism: Aureobasidium vineae
Lineage: Eukaryota; Fungi; Ascomycota; Dothideomycetes; Dothideales; Saccotheciaceae
Source: the annotation of a GenBank genome assembly
AUGUCAACACGCACGCCAAUGCAGCGCCUACUGCUGCAACAAACUGGUUAUUCACCCCUCACCACCUGCCUCCCUCAACCAUGCUCGCGACAACCCAGCACCCGCUUCUUCAGCACCAGCCCUCGUACCUCCGCCGGCGUACGCAAGUCCAAGUCCUUUGCACCACAGCAGACGGGCAUGAAACAGCCAAACCAAAAGUCGUUUGAAGUCAUGAAGAAAGAGCAAAUGAANAACAUCGAUCAGAUGCCUAAUGAUGUAGGCUUGAUCCCUGCUACUUUCAUCAUGCCUACUGGAAACCGAUUGCCUUCUCUUACUGCCAACUUCAGCACGAGAUUUGCGUUGGAAAAGCACCGUGCUUGGGUGCGCAUAAAGGAGAUUUUUGGCCGCCACUGGAUGGGCUACUUCCAUGUAAAACCCCGCGCAGACUUCCAAACCUCCGCCAUCCCCUCGAUCGCAAAAUCCCUCUACCUAGACAUGUACACCGCCUUCGCAUCCGGAAACCUCGCCCCCAUAGCCCCAAAACUCUGCGAAAAUGUCCACAUGUCCCUGGAGCAAAGAAUACAACAAAGAGGCCCCAAUGUCGGCAUCGCAUGGACUUUGCACAACUGGACCUCAGAGCCCAAAGUCGUGAGCCACAAAUACAUGCCCAUGAGCUUGGAAGACAACAAGGACAAGACGAAACAAACCACGAUCCAGCAGGUCUGUGUGAGGAUGCAGAGUUUGCAGAGUUUGAAGAAGGUGAGGAGGGUUAAGCAGGGGAAUAAGACGGUGGAGGUUAUGGAGGAGGGAAGUUCGGCUGCUCCAAAGCCUGUUACUGAGUAUCUGGUUGUCCAGAGGUUGUGUAAAAGGGGAAAGAUGGGUCCUUGGAUGGUUUGGGGUACUACUACCGAGUCUGAUCCGAAGGAGGCUCUUGCAAAAUAA